UUUCUCGCAGGAGAGGCUUUAAUAAAGCAGUGAAGAGGCUGAAUGUUCUCUAUGCGCCUCCAGACAGCACAGCUUCCGGAUCUUGUACAUAAAGCUUUCUUGGUUGGUUACUCACUUUCCUGUCUGCACGGAUACUCUGUCAGAGUGAGGCAGGUGGUGGAUGCCACAAAUGCUGACAUGAAGCAGAGUAGGAAUAUUUCAUGUUCUCUUCAAUUUGUAAGUCUAUGAAUUCAAAUCAUACUAUUACUCGACAUUCAUGACUCUUUAGCUGAAACUGAGCAUCUCAUUAUGACUGUGUCAACACUGUGUUUUGAUUGGGUAUUUAUACUAUUUAUUGCAUCCCAAUGCCAAUGCCAAAAUACAAGAGCACUCAAUGCAAAUGGAAAAUGUUCAGCAGGAUUUCACAAAAAAGAAAAUUUCUGUGUAGAGUGUCAGCACGAUCAUUACAUGGACAUUGAAAAUGAAAUGACAUAUUGCCCAAAAUGUGACACUUGUGAUAGUGGUGACAAUAAAGUAGAGCUUACCACCUGCACAUCAACAAAGAAGCGAGUCUGCGUUUGUAAACCUGGGUUUUACAAAUCAGGUCAUUUUUGUAAACCCUGUAAUUGCCAAGACUGCAGUCCCAAUGACAAUGAAUGUUCGAACUGUAAAGAGACAUGUAACCAACAAAUGACUACUACAACCACAGCAAUAACUUGUAAGACUGGCGAUUUUCUGGAUGGUGGACGAUGCCAAAGCUGUGUAGAGUUUGGCUGCAAGAACGAGUCGUGUAAAUCUUUUUGUACCACACAUGAACCACAAGUCUUAGGAUUUCCAAAGCUGCUGUUGCUGGUGUCUCUCAUCAUUGUGGUCUUAUUGGGUGGUCUUCUCUGUCUUCUACUCAUCCGGUUCUGUAGAUGGAAAUGGCUUUGCUGCCCAUACAAAACCUGGCAAAUUGGCAAACAGUCAAACAUUCACAUUCAACCAGCAGACCAACCUAAUGAUGUAAUCAACAUUCCCAUAGCAAUGGAAAGAUAUACCUCAGCCUGCGAUGAAACCUCUAUCAAAACUUUACCAGUGACCAGCUUCCCACGCAGUGUCUUCAGUGGAGACUUACAGAGCAUCAUGACACCCCUGAUAGCAAAUGGAAACCCAAAAUUGAUGCAGGUGUUGCAGAAAGAGACCUGGCCAGCACCAGUGCUCUACACCAUCAUAAGAGAGAUUCCUGUGACACGCUGGAAGGAAUUUCUGCGACUGCUUUCCGUGUCAGAUGAUCAGAUGGAACGUAUCGAACUGGAGGCAGGGCCGUCCUAUCUAGAAAAGCAGUACCUGAUGCUGCGUCUGUGGAGUCAGAGCAGUGGAGCGAAGCUGGAGAAUAUCUACUCAACAUUACACUACAUGAACCUGUCUGGCUGUGCCCAGGAACUGCAAGAGAAGCUAGAGCAACUGCAGUCUAGCAUGAAAUCUGCCUCAUCUUGACUCCAUCUCCUCAUGUGUGAGUGCUGCAGUUGAAUUUCACAAUCAUUUACAGGGAACUCUGCAAGGUCUUCUGUACUUUUAACAGGAAACGCUCAGUCAUGGUUAAAAAUUUGUUGUUUUAUUUAAGCACACUGUAAAGUAGAAUAAAUAUAGAAUAAUUGACCGAUUCUAACUUAGAAUUUAAAAAAAAUAUUUAUUGCCUGGUUUCACAGGCAAGGCUUAAGCCUAGUCCCAAACUAAAAUGCAUGUUUGAGCUAAUUUAACUGAAAGCAACUUGCACUGAAAUAUCUUUCAGUGCAUCUCAAGAUACACACCAGUGAUGUUUUCUUUUAAGGCACAUUUAUAAAACCUACUUAAAUGUCUUAACUCAACUAAGGCCUAUAUGGCCAAGUUGAAGCACUGUCUGUGAAACCAGACCUUUAUCAUCCACUAUUAAUUUAAGGACGUACUGUACUGGUUUUCAGGAUAAACAUAGGUGCUUACUGUGUUAUGUUUCACGCUAAAAGUUAUAAGCUCUCAGUCAUAUUACAGUGGGCUAUUACUUAAUUCACAUUGUCACACCAGUGUAUAUUUGUAACUUUUUUUAAUAAAAACGUAAUUGAUUGAUUUGUAUGUUUCAGAUUCAGUUGUUAUAAAAAUAAAAAGUGUGACAGUGAAAGUGUCCUUGCUGUGCAGAAAGAGAAAAGUUCUGACAUUAAGUUUAGUGAAUGUCAGCAAACAGUUGCUGUGGCCUCUGAACAAGGAAUUUCCCCUGCUGUGGAGAUUCAUCUGACUAUUGUAUAAACCACAUCAAAAGCGUUUUUUUUUAUUUUGUUUUUCCAGGCUUGUAUAUUACCAUAACCUAUUUGCUCGUUGUCAGUUCAAAGAAAUGUACUGUAUGUUCUCUGAGAAUGUAAAAUGCCAUCCCUCAAACCCACUUUGGUGAUUCCAAAUGACAUUAUUUAUUAAUUUUUGUAAAAUGUAUUACCAUGUUAAAAUUAAAAACAAUUUAGUGUUCAGAAGGUUCUGUCAAAGUUAUGAGCAAACAUUCUUGCUGUAACAUCACAUAGUGAAUGCAGUCAAACUGAUUCAAACCGGUAAGUUACUCGUCUUUUUGAGCAAAUCAGUAAAAUCAUUUUUUGUUUUGUUCGUGACUAUAAUUGCCCUGCAUGUUUGUUUUUCUAUGCAGGCCGAGAUGAAAGCUUUAUUGUAAUACUUGUUAUUUUCCAUUAUUUUGCGAUACAUAACCCUGUUAGCCUUUUAUACGGAAGUAAUAUUUCUACAUGGUACUUUGAAGUUCUUUGGAUUUGUGUCAUGAUCUGCAUACUGACAUAACCAGACAGGUGCAGAAAGUGAUUUCUGAGAAACACUGUUGAUAUUUGAAAUCAUCAAAACAAACCCGCCCCUUAAAAAAUCACACUCCUAUCUUGAUAGCUCCUCUGCUCCAAAAUUCAGGUACAUUUCAAUCUCAUGUGUGGACACGCCCCUUAUUGCUGAUUGGCUACACGUCUGUUUUGGUGCUUGGUCAGAUCCACUUUCAACAGCUUUUCUCAGAAAUUGCUUACUGCAUCUUUAACUAACAUGCCCUGUGCCGCCUACUAUUUUGAGUAUUGCAUACAUUAAUAUUAAUAAGUAUUGCAGGUUGUACAUAAAUCAGUCAUUUGUCACUGUCAGCGAUGGAAAAAUCUGACAUUUGACUGGUGAAGAAAAA
Messenger RNA from Pimephales promelas (fathead minnow), 3148 nucleotides. Its product is annotated as tumor necrosis factor receptor superfamily member 1A. Gene Ontology annotation, biological process: signal transduction; inflammatory response. Lineage: Eukaryota; Metazoa; Chordata; Actinopteri; Cypriniformes; Leuciscidae. The record is from RefSeq and is a predicted model, not a curated record. Gene Ontology annotation, cellular component: signaling receptor complex; membrane raft. Gene Ontology annotation, molecular function: tumor necrosis factor receptor activity; tumor necrosis factor binding.